Triplophysa dalaica is the source of this 2244-nucleotide messenger RNA. Its product is annotated as G-protein coupled receptor 83-like. Gene Ontology annotation, molecular function: neuropeptide Y receptor activity. Gene Ontology annotation, cellular component: membrane. Lineage: Eukaryota; Metazoa; Chordata; Actinopteri; Cypriniformes; Nemacheilidae. The record is from RefSeq and is a predicted model, not a curated record. The transcript is spliced from 4 exons. Gene Ontology annotation, biological process: neuropeptide signaling pathway. Bases 320 to 1642 code for a protein of 440 amino acids.
ACCGAGAUGUGAGGAUUGAACAGCUAGUUUUGAGAAUUUCAAUUCUGAUCUGAGAAACGUACCAAAGCGACUGAGUUGCUUUUAACUGUAAUAGUAAGACGCAAAUAAUUAUGCAAAUAAUGUGACUUCCAUUUUUUUUGCGUCACGAGUCCAGAUACAUGUCUAACCAACGGCAGUGCUGAGAUCUCAUCGUGAACUGCAGAUGCUCAGCAGAACCUCAACAUGUGUGGUACUCAGGCAGCUAUCCAGUGCUCUACUGUCCAGUCCUCGUGGCGAUCCAUACUUUAAAGUUAUAGUCUGACUGUGUGUUAACUCAGACAUGUUGUGGAGCGGGGUUUUAAUGGCACUGGCAUAUCUGACGGUGCAAACAGAGCGUUGUUGUGCGCUGGGAUACAACGCGUCCGUGCUGCUGGAGGAGAUGCUCGGGAACCGCACGCGUCUUUACGCUCUGGAUGAGAGCGCGCUGGCGGACUGGCGCUCGCUGCUCUGGAAGAAGCGGCACGGAGAAGAGUCCCAGCACUCCACCGUCAAAGCUCUGCUCAUCUUCUCUUACUCUGUCAUCAUAGUCAUCUCACUGUUUGGAAACAUCCUCGUGUGCCAUGUGGUCAUUAAAAACAAGCGCAUGCAUUCUGCCACGAGUCUCUUCAUAGUCAAUCUGGCUAUUGCGGACAUACUUAUUACGCUUUUAAAUACUCCUUUCACUCUGGUGAGGUUUGUAAACAGCACCUGGGUUUUUGGAAGGGGCAUGUGUCACAUCAGUCGGUUCGUGCAGUACUGUUCCCUUCACGUCUCCACACUCACUCUCACUGCCAUCGCUCUGGACAGACGGCAGGUAAUCCUGCAUCCCCUUAAGCCUCGGAUGUGUAUGGGACAGGGUGCCGUUUGCAUUGUGUUUCUCUGGCUCAUGGCCAGCUGUUUUUCACUGCCUCAUGCCAUUUACCAGAAACUGUUUACUUUUGUGUACAGCAAAGACAUUGUGCGCUCUCUGUGCGUGCCUGAUUUCCCCGACCCGUCCGAGUUAUACUGGCAGUAUCUGGAUUUGGGAACGUUUAUUCUCCUUUACGUCGUUCCCCUGCUCGUCAUCACAGCCGCAUACUCCGCCGUCGCUCGUCGUCUCUGGCGCCGCAACACCAUCGGUGACGUCACCAGCGAACAGUACGUCCUUCAGCGCAGGAAGAGGAAGAGGACUAUUAAGAUGCUGAUGUUAGUCGUGGCGGUAUUCGCCGUUUGCUGGUUUCCUUUGAAUUGCUACGUGGUUCUGCUGUCCAGUCAAGUUAUUCAGUCCAACAACGCCAUCUACUUCAGCUUCCACUGGUUAGCCAUGAGCUCAACCUGCUACAAUCCUUUCAUUUACUGCUGGCUGAACCAGAGCUUCAGAGCCGAACUCACUUACCUGUUGGGCAUGUGCAGAAACGGGCAGAGGCGGGGCCAAGGAAGACGGACGCACUGUAGACGUCAGGGGGAGGGGCCUGAAGCAGCAGUCCCACCCAGCGCCGGGUUUCACAGGGCGGCAUGGCCCGAGAGCCACGCUUCCUCCCAACAGUCCGAUCCCAGAGAGAUUUGCGCUGUUCGCUCGACCUCUCUCGGCCAGUCGGGGAAGACUGACAUUCUCUCGGUGGAGCCGAUUGUUGCUGUGAGCUGAGCUCUUGAAGGUCCCUCGAGGACGUGACACUGAAUGUGAUCUAAACUAAACAGCUAGAGCUUCUCAAGCAAAUGUCAAGUGUUAAAAUAACUAUUCUCGCAAUCAAAAAUAUGCUAAUGAGUAACAUUGUGUUAAAAACCGUUUGUCAGGACAACCAGCGCUCAGGGCAUAAUUCACAUAAUUUGGGUAGCCUACUUGAUGUAUUUUAAGGAUUUUCAAGUAGACCUAUUAUUUACAUAAUGACAACAAUACACAUAAAUAACAACAAAAAGCACAACCCAAACCCUAAAUUGUAAACACAAGAAUCAUGGAGAAAAAUGUUCCGAUUAAUCAUCAUUUUCAAAGUGAUUAGUUAUCAAAAUAAUCAGUUAAAUUCUUGUCUUUCUGGCAUAAUGGAAACGCACAGUAGUGUUACAGUUUUAUCUGAUUGCAAUGCAGCUUCUGCUUUCAAUGGUGUCUAACAGCAUCGUGCAUCUUUGCAUUCAACCCCCACCACACAGGCAGGCUUAGGACACGCUGACCUUGAAAAGCCAUUCAAAUUUGCUUUAAACCAUAAGACAGGAACACAGCAUGAGCUCUAAAUCAGAUCCCUAGGUCGUGAA